ACAGAUAUACAAAUCAAAUCAUCAUACAGAUGUAGAGGUGAAGGGAAGAGUGUUGAGAGACUGUGUUGGUAAAUUUGUCUUUGUUGUGAAAUAAUUGAUACAGCAAAGCUUAGUCAGGUGAGGUAUGGUAGAGAGAAAAUUGAGUAAUUGUUGAAGUAUGUGGAACUGAUAGGUAGGGAUAUAAUAACAUUACAGGUGUAUAAUGUGAAUGUGUAACUUGUUUCGGGAAACUAGGCGUAUGUCGCGUGUCACUACGUCACAGGAGCGCCAUUUGAACGUAAACUUCAUUUAAAAAAAAUCUAAUUGUGUUUUUUGGCAGAAAUGCCUUCUUAAACAUGUGAAAUUUCAUGUGCCUUAAUAGCAAACUUGUAUGCCAUCUGUAAAUACGAAUAACAUUGUUAAGUUAGGAGCCUAGUUGGUUUAGCCACGGAAAAAGACAGCAACCUAAUCGCUAGCCAUGAUUGGUUGAGAUGAUGAGUGGGCUGGACAUGCCGAGAGAAUGUUCUGAUUGGUCUGCCAUGUAGCGGGCUUCUGUCUAUUACAUGAGCUGGUCAGUAUGUGUAGGUAAUCCUUACUAGCACAGCUUUUUUUUAUUUUAAGAUAUCACGUAGUAGAGCUGCAUAAGUGUUGCUCUCCACUUUCUGGAGGACUGAGUUUUGAAAUCAGUGGAAUUAAGAGUAUGAUAGCUAAGGAGAUGGAAAAAAUUAUGGCAUUUGAUUGCAAAUAUGCAGACGGAAUUGAAAAGAGAACACACAGAAGGCUGUCUCCGGAUUGCAUCGUCAAACUAAGGGCAACUAUGGCAUCUGUGACAGAGAGGGAGAAGCGUCCAUCCAUGUAUACGGAGCCAUGUUCACUGGAGGCAUGAGGGAGUCAAACCAGGACACCAUUGAGCUGAAGGGCUUGUCUGCCCGCGGCCUGAAACACAUAAUUGACUUUGCCUACAGCGCAGAGGUCACGCUUGACCUGGACUGCAUUCAAGACGUACUGGGAGCAGCAGUCUUUCUACAGAUGGUCCCAGUCGUUGACCUCUGCGAAGAAUUCCUCAAGUCGGCUAUGAGCGUAGAGACCUGCCUGAACAUCGGCCAGAUGGCCACCACCUUCAACCUGACCUCCCUCAAGGAGUCUGUGGACACCUUCACCUUCCGCCACUUCCUGCAGAUUGCCGAGGAGGAAGACUUCCUGCACAUCCCCAUGGAGCGCCUGGUCUUCUUCCUGCAGAGCAACAAGCUGAAGAACUGCAGCGAGAUUGACCUGUUCCAUGCUGCCAUCCGCUGGCUGCAGCACGACAAGGCCCGCCGAGCCGGUGUAAACAAGGUCCUCUGCCACGUGCGAUUCCCCCUCAUGCCCUCCUCGGAGCUGGUGGACAGUGUGCAGACGGUGGACAUCAUGGUGGAGGACGUGCUGUGCAGGCAGUACCUCCUGGAGGCCUUCAACUACCAGAUCCUCCCAUUCCGUCAGCACAAGAUGCAGUCCCCGCGGACCGUGAUCCGCUCCGACAUGGUUUCGCUAAUUACCUUUGGCGGGACACCCUACACUGAGAACGAUCGUACUGUGAGCAGUAAGGUGUUCUAUCUCCCAGACAUUGCAGCGCGUCAGUUCAAGGAACUAACGGAGAUGGAGACAGGAUCCAGCCACGCCUGUGUAUCAGUGCUGGACAACUUUGUGUACGUAGUCGGCGGGCAGCACCUGCAAUACCGCAGCGGUGAAGGGGCAGUGGACAUCUGCUUACGGUACGACCCACACCUGAGCAAAUGGCUGCGUAUCCAGCCAAUGCAGGAGGGACGUAUUCAGUUCCACCUCAACGCUCUUCAAGGACAACUCUAUGCCACUGGGGGGCGCAACCGAUCUGGAAGUCUGUCGUCCGUAGAGUGCUACUGUCCUAAGAAAAACGAGUGGACCUACGUGGAACCACUGAAACGCAGAAUCUGGGGCCAUGCAGGAACUCCCUGUGGCGACAAGCUCUACAUCUCAGGGGGUUACGGUGUCUCAGUGGAUGAUAAGAAAACCCUGCACUGUUACGAUCCCACGUCUGACCAAUGGGAUUUCAAAUCGCCUAUGAACGAGCCCAGAGUGCUUCAUGCUAUGAUCAGUGCCAAAGACCGUGUUUACUGCCUGGGCGGUCGCAUGGACCACGUGGAUCGCUGCUUUGACGUCCUGGCAGUUGAGUAUUAUAUUCCAGAGAAUGACCAGUGGACCACUGUUAGCCCCAUGCGAACAGGGCAAUCGGAGGCAGGCUGCUGCUUGUUGGAUAAAAAGAUCUAUAUUGUUGGCGGGUACAAUUGGCAUCUAAAUAAUGUCACAAGCAUUGUGCAAGUGUACAACACAGAGGCUGAUGAGUGGGAGAGGGAUUUGCACUUUCCUGAGUCUUUUGCAGGAAUUGCGUGUACGCCGAUCAUACUUCCACAAACCACCACACAACGGUAAUCCUUCGGCCCAAAGUGACUGACAAUUUGAUUCAAUGUGUUCUUACUGUUGAGCUGUCAAAUUAAUACAAACAUGGCACAUUACAUAAACUAUUGUAAUAUUAGUGGUAAUCUUGAUGUAAUGUGGGUGGGUGGGUGUGUGUGUUUGAGGGAAUAAGUGGAAAUAGGAAUACGGUUUUGCUAUAAUGUACAGUGUAUUACUUCAUUUUCCAACCUAUGGUGGAGGUCCAUGUGCUGCAUCGUAAUGAGCAGUUUUAUUGGAAAAUAAGUGUUAGCUUUCCUGGACAAACUCGCUUUUAGGGUAUUUUAAACAACACUUAAAACACUACCCACAGUCAAAAACCUAUUAACUGAUUUGCAGGAUACAGUUUUUUAAUUUGUGCCAUGCAUCAAGGAAGCAUGUUUUGAUUAUUUAAUUGAGUACAUUCAUUCAAAUAAUAUAUAAAAAUAUAUAUAUAUAUAUAUAUUUUUUUACAACAUAUAGGAUGACAUAUUUGACUGCUUAGGACCAUUUGAGACCUAGUGAUUGACUGAAGAAGACCUUUCAGUAGCUCUACUAAUGUUUUAUGUUUAUUUCAGAACAUCUGUUUUUGCUGUGUAUGUUGAUGUGCUCAUUAGGCUGUUCAAUUGACUGGAGACGUUUACACACAGUCAUCAAAAUGAAACGUGUAUUCUAACUGACAAGCUAAUAUGUCUCUUAUGGCACCGUAAUCAUUUUUUUCAACCCCUUUGUGUAAGUGUGUGAGAACAUCUGUGUUUACUGCUCCUUUGGUAGGUAUUAGGUAGGCUUCCUGAAUAUUCUGAAGUCUCUUAUACUGUGUAUAAUCAAUAUACUGUAGAUCAGAAUGAAGUGCUUUUGUCUUGUCCAUCUCUUGCAGUGUUUAGUUGUGGGGGAAACUGGUCAAGUGGUCGGAUAUAUUUUGGAGCCACGUUCUUUCUCCAAGCUCCUACAUAAAAGGACAGCAUCGGUGUGAGCACUAUGGUAAUGAAUUUACCUAGACAAGCGUACUGCUUUCAUUUAUCCAGUCCUGCCAGAACUGUGAAACUCAAAGAGCUGGGCGCAAGGCACUGAACUUCACAUAAGGGUCAAAGUAAAGGCAUAGAUGGAAAGAAAAGCACAGCGCACAAGCAGUGAUAUGUGAUUAUUUUCCCUAGUGUAUUUCUUACCUUAGCACAGUGCAGAUGGUAGCAUUUUUGUUUUAUGAAGAGUAGCCUAUUUGUGAGGCUUUCAGUAUUGUAUGCAAAACUGAUAUGGCUUCUACUGAUUUUAGAAUGUUGGCAAUGCUGAGACAAGCUGAAUUUGAUUUGGAAGCACAACAUGGCCCUCGUUGAAAAAUGUUUGGUUCUGAAAAUGUCACCUGUUUGCCUUAGUAACAGGGUUUUUGUGAUGGUUUGUCUGUCCAACUCAAAGCACAUAGUUAUCUAUUAAGUGCAUUAUAAUUGGAAUUCACUGUAAUCCAAUGAGAAUGUCGACUUUUCUGUAUCCAAAUGUAUAACUUUAAUUAAAGGUGUUACGUGAACUGAAAAA
Salvelinus fontinalis (brook trout) is the source of this 3951-nucleotide messenger RNA. Its product is annotated as kelch-like protein 26. The transcript has 2 exons. Lineage: Eukaryota; Metazoa; Chordata; Actinopteri; Salmoniformes; Salmonidae. The coding region runs from base 847 to 2424 and encodes 525 amino acids. Gene Ontology annotation, molecular function: protein binding. The record is from RefSeq and is a predicted model, not a curated record.